Molecule: messenger RNA, 2719 nt
Organism: Podarcis muralis (Common wall lizard)
Lineage: Eukaryota; Metazoa; Chordata; Lepidosauria; Squamata; Lacertidae
Gene: ACVRL1
Product: activin A receptor like type 1
Biological process (GO): transforming growth factor beta receptor signaling pathway; heart development; angiogenesis
Cellular component (GO): BMP receptor complex; plasma membrane
Molecular function (GO): transmembrane receptor protein serine/threonine kinase activity; ATP binding
Source: RefSeq, a predicted model, not a curated record
AGAUCUGUGCUUUGCAAUAGGAAAUGCUUUAUUAGCUGGGAGUGGUGGAGAGAAGCCAAGCAGGAAGAGGCAGUAAUAAGAAACAUUUUUAACUUCUCCCACCUCCAGAGCUUGCCAAACCACUGCUUUCAGAGCGAGAGGGAAAGUGCAGAGGGGACUGUAGAGAAGAAUCCUGGCUCCUGCUCUCCAUUUAAUCAACCCUGCUUUCGAUACGCCGGCCUCCCUGGGAUACGCUUUGCCAGGAAGGAGCUUCAGACUGAAUCAGGGGACGCUGCGCCUUUAAAGUUGGAAAAUUCAGGAAGGUUCGCACGGUCAUCGGAAAGGAGACCCAUGAUUCUGUAUCAGGCCAGGCAUCCCAGAAUGGUGAGGAGCUGCCCAGGGUGAUCUAAAUACAUGCAUCUGCUGGUGUUUUAAAAAACCAACAACACUUCAGACUUUGGUACCGAAGAAAACUUUUAGCCGAGGCCCGUUGAAAGCAGGAAGGCAGCAGGAUACAGGACGUGCCUAAGCUUCACUCUCUUCCACCUACAUAGACUUCUGGAGACAAUGCGGCAAAGAGCUAUCGCUGGCCUUUUCGUGGCCAUCAUGAGCCUGCCAAGAAACAUCGAGGCAGCUGGAGGAAAAGAUCUGGUGAACUGUGUGUGUGAACAUCCAAACUGUCUCAAUAGCACUUGUACAGGGAAGCUGUGCUUUGUGAGCAAGCAUCUGACCGAGGGGGUAAUGAUCCACAAGAAAGGAUGCCUUCAAUCCAUGUCUGAGUUCUGCAGAGGCUCCCACACGACAAAUACUGCCAUAAUAUGUUGCUCAACCGACAUGUGUAAUUUGAAUCGCACCAUCCAGUUACCAGGUGAAGAAAAUCAGCCUGAAGAAGAGAGUCCUUCUCUUAAGAACCUUCUUCUGAUGACCCUGGUCCCCCUCUUCGCUUUUCUGGUUCUCGCUGCGUUGGUGGGGCUGUCUGUAUGGAAGGUGUUCCAGAGCCGGCAGAGACGGAUACGGCUGAGGUCUGACGAUCUGGAGGACAUGGAUUUCAUACUGAAGGCAUCCACGCUUGGUGACAGUACCUUAAAAAACCUGCUGAACGAUGACUGCACCACCGGGAGCGGCUCUGGGCUCCCCUUCCUCGUCCAAAGAACCGUCGCUCGGCAGAUCAGCCUGGUCGAAUGCGUUGGCAAAGGACGAUAUGGGGAGGUGUGGCGUGCUACAUGGCAUGGGGAAAAUGUGGCGGUCAAGAUCUUCUCGUCCCGGGAUGAGCAGUCGUGGUUCCGUGAGACAGAGAUCUACAACACUGUGCUGCUGAGGCAUGACAACAUCUUAGGAUUCAUUGCCUCCGACAUGACCUCCAGGAACUCCAGCACCCAGCUGUGGCUGAUCACCCACUACCAUGAGCACGGCUCCCUCUACGACUACCUUCAGCACACAGCGCUGGAUGUGGAGAGCUGCCUGCUCUUUGCCAACUCCAUCAUCUGCGGCCUCCUCCAUCUCCACGUGGAGAUCUUUGGUACCCAGGGCAAGCCAGCCAUUGCUCACCGGGACCUAAAGAGUAGGAACAUCUUAGUCAAGAACAACAAGCAGUGCUGCAUUGCUGAUCUGGGUCUGGCAGUCAUGCAUUCCCAGAGCAGCGACUACUUGGACAUUGGCAACAACCCAAGGGUGGGCACAAAACGCUACAUGGCGCCUGAAGUUUUAGAUGAACAGAUUCAAAUGGACCGCUUUGAAUCCUUCAAGAGGACCGACAUUUGGGCAUAUGGCCUCGUCCUCUGGGAGAUAGCCCGGAGAACUGUCGUUAACGGGAUUGUCGAAGAUUACAAGCCUCCUUUCUUUGACAUGGUGCCAAUUGACCCCAGCUUUGACGAUAUGAAGAAAGUGGUUUGCAUCGACCAGCAGACGCCCACCAUUCCAAAUCGGUUGUACUCAGAUGUGACUUUGUCCGCCCUGGCCAAGAUCAUGAAAGAAUGCUGGUUUCAGAGCCCCCCAGCCCGACUCACAGCUUUGAGGAUUAAAAAGACACUGAAAAAACUCAGCGACUCCUUCGACAAACCCAAACAACACUCGUAACUGCAGGGACCAGCUCUGGGACCAGGGAUCAAAUUUCUGACUGUUUGGCUCGGCAAGAAAGUUCAAGGUCACUUCUUCCACUUCCAGUGUGCUAGUCCUGGCCUCUGUCUGUGGCUGCAGCAAACUUUGUUUGAAACCCGGCCAAGAGGAUUUGGUCUAGAGCCCCUCUGGCUGGGAUCGAUCCUUUGCAGGAGAAUUUCAUGGAACAGAUGACUUGCUUCGGGUGUCUUUAAUUUGGUUUCUCUAGCAACGAAAAGCGGGGUGAGCGGGGGGGGGGGUGAGAAGAAACACCCAGUUCUCCGAGAACAUGCAUUAAUAUAAAUACCCCUUGGAUGUGUAACCUGACGCCAGCCCGUCUCGCCACCAACGCCUGAAAAAUGGGGAGGGAUCCUGCUUGGAAAGAGCACAGCUGUUCUGCCGAAGGGCCUGCUACCUUGGAAACACCAGUUUAAGGACCAUUCAUAAGCCGGUAUUUAGACUGGGCCUAUAGGAUGUGUGUGUGUGUGUGUGUGUGUGUGUUCUGUCUGCAUCACACAAAUGUGCCUACAAAAGGAAAGAGAGAGCAGAAAAGGCACAGACUUGCAAGAACAGGAGUACAGUGGUACCUCGGGUUAAGUACUUAAUUUGUCCCGGAGGUGCGUUCUUAACCUGAAACUGUUCUUAA